UGGUCAGAAGAGGUGGAGUUGCUGAGGGAAGAGAUGUGCAGAGUGCUGCAAUUUUUUGCCUGGCAGAGAGCAUGGUGGGAAGAACAGGGAAAGGAGUGUAUUGGGGAGUGUGCCGCUGACAUUGAAGGUUUGCAAGCAUAUGCUGCCUGA
Suillus subalutaceus is the source of this 150-nucleotide messenger RNA. RefSeq lists its product as uncharacterized. The transcript has a single exon. Lineage: Eukaryota; Fungi; Basidiomycota; Agaricomycetes; Boletales; Suillaceae. The annotation marks the transcript as partial. The record is from RefSeq and is a predicted model, not a curated record.